AUGGUGAUUAGCUCCAGGGCUGCUUCCAAGUCAGGCGCUCCAAAUUACAGGCCUCAGAGGAUUCUGGGAGGUCAGGAUGACGCUCUGCAUGACCAGAGAAUUAACAACAACACCACCAGAUCCAUGGAUGGGAUGGAUCCAUCAGAUCACACGUUGCUGCAGGAUUUCACCUCACAGUUGACCGUUUUUGUUUUCCUCUCUGACUUGAAUUUCUUUUCUUCCCCCCCUCUCUGUGUCCUCCCCACUCAGCAGGCCUGGCCCAGCGGCACCCAGCAGAUCCUGCUCCCCCCAGCCUGGCAGCAGCUCACCCACACCUCAGUCCAGCAUGCCACUGUCAUCCCCGACUCCAUGGGCAGCACACAGCCUCUCGCCAACUGGAGGAAUCCUCAUCCUCAUGGCGGCCAUUAUAAUCCCAUCAUGCAGCAGCCAGCAUUGUUGGCCGGCCAUGUUACGCUCCCAUCCAACCAGACGCUCAAUGUGGGAGUGGCACACGUUAUGAGGCAGCCCUCAACCAAUAACAACUCCUCUUCCAAAAAGAACAAACAGCACCAGAUGUCUGCCAGGAACAUGUCGGCCUACGAGGUGUCGUCCUCUCAGGCGGUGCUGUCCCCGCAGCGCUCCAAGCGGGUGAAGGAGAACACGCCUCCACGCUGCGCUGUGCUACAGAACGGCUCGGCCUCCAACUGCCCGCCCCCACAGGGCGGUGGGUGGGGGUCCAACGAAGCGGAGCAGGCUUCCAGCACCACCCGCGACCAUCAGCACCAGCACCAUGUCCCCAGACAGACCAUCAUCAUCCCCGACACGCCCAGCCCUGCAGUCAGCAUCAUCACCAUCAGCAGCGACACAGAUGAGGAAGAUGACCACAAACAAAAGAAAAGUUCAUCUACAAAGCAGCGAAAGAAUGUCAUCAGUUGUGUGACGGUCCACGAUUCGCCCGACUCUGACUGUUCCAGCAACAGCCCGUACACUGUGGAGUCCAGACACCCCAACAACAACAGCUACGACACAAAGAGCACCAUCCUGGACAACUACAACAACGGGAACCCCCGCACCAUCAUCAUUCCUCCUCUCAAGACGCAGAACAGCGAGGUCCCCAAUGAGUGUGAGCGCCUGAUGCCAGAUUUAAUGAACCAUCAGAAUACAGCUUAUAAAUUCAAAUCCUCCAAUGGAGUGCUGUCUGGCAAUCAUCACCUACCAGGGGGCAUACCCGGGGGCGUGGCCUAUCGACAGCAACGCUCAGGGCCACACCCCCUCCAGCAGCAGCCUCUCAAUCUCAGUCAGGCGCAGCAGCAUAUGGUAGCCGAGCGAAACGGCCAUCGGCGGCAGCAGGCCUACAUCACCCCCACCAUCACCACCCAGGCCCAGUACUUCCAUCACAACAGCCCCUCCCACACGGCCAAUGUCCACCCGCACCUGGCUGCCACCCACCUGCCCAACCAGCCCCACCUCUAUGCCUACACCACCCCCGCCACUCUGGGCUCCACCGGCACUGUGGCCCACCUGGUUGCGUCGCAGGGCUCAGUGCGCCACGCAGUCCAGCACGGAAGCUACCCCCCCAGCAUCAUCCACCAGGUCCCGGUCAGCAUGGGCCACCGGGUGCUGCCCUCCCCCACCCUGCACCACAGCCAGUACCAGGCCCAGUUCUCCCACCAGGCCUACAUCAACGCUUCGCCCGCCUCCACUGUCUACACUGGAUACCCGCUGAGCCCCACCAAGGUCAACCAGUACCCUUACCUCUAGAAAACACACUGACCGACACUGGAGAGCCUGACCCAGCACUGCUGCUGCUGCUGCCCCCCCCCGAAACCCACCCGCCCUGAGCCCCAUCCUCUCCUCGACCUCAGACAUAAAACAGAGACAGAGGAACAUGCAAUCCUCAUGAAACUGUCACAUAUAACUUGAAGAUAUAACGACAGAGAGAAAAAGAUUCACCGCCUCUCUAGAAGGGAAAGAUGGGGAUGAAUUUCAGAGGGGUACAGUUCAAGUUAUUUUCUUUCAUUCAUCAAUUUUUGUUCUCCUGAAAGGGCCAGUUUUUGCAUUUAUUUUUCAAUUAUUCACUUUUUACUUUACUAGUAAUGUUUCUUUAGUUUUACAGGGAAUUUAGAAACAGGCCUUUUGGGACAGUGGAGGUUUUCUGUUUUUUUAUUUUUAUCCCCCCCUCAUUAAUUCGGGGAGUGACUGUUGAACAGGGGUUACUGACUGGAAGUUCGGAAUCCCAAGAAAGAUUGGGAGAAGGUGAAAUACGGAAACCUGCUGCUCUACAAAGAAAAAAAUAUUGAUGGCCUUGAACUGUCUUAAUAUUUCCAUGGUGUGGGGAGAAAAGAGAGGCAACUCCCCCCCCCCCACCACUCCACCUUCUCCAGUCGAGGAGGUUUCUGGAAAUAUAACCAACAGAGGACAACAAACUUUUUAGUGUAUUUAUAGAUAUUUCUUUCCUUUUAUGUUUCACCUUUAUGACGAUACUUCAUUUUUUUUGCUAGGUGUCUUGCUGGGCCCCGUUCUUAGAAUGUAGCAGUCUGCACCAGUUGACUUUUUUUUCCAGAUACCAAUAGAUUUAUUUGUUCCUCUUUUUUCAAUGUGAUUGCACAAAGUGGUUAUAAUAACAUAGGCAUGUACAACGUGAUUGUCUGUGUGUGCUACUGUCAGCCAUGCGUGUGUAAAUCCACCUCCUUAAAACUCUCUUCAGUCUUUAGGUUUUUGACCAUUGUUCCCUCGUAGUGCCUUACAGAUAUACCGACACAGUUUACUUGGCUUGGAUCCUGAAAGCCACAAGAGACUCUAGCUAUACUUAGAACGACAUGUUUCCCUGGUUUGACAUGCUAGUCGGGGCAGUUGUAGCUCUCUUCCAGGUGUAGGCUUAGCCCUUGCUGUUUCUCGUCCUAAAAUGACAGCAUACUGUUAGAUGAUGAAGAUUAACGUCAGAUAUCACGCUGACUUUUUUAUUAUGUGUGCAUGAGAUAACUUGCCCGGGGUACUUACCAAAGUCAUAGAUAAAUUCUUGUUACAUUGUGCUCUGGAUAUUAGUGUAAAUAUGAAAAUGUACAGUAUAGCUGUAGACGUAAACCUCUAUCACCCAAAAUGUGGCUUUAGUUUGGAAUAUAUUUGUUGUUUUUUAAGGGAAUUCAUGCAGCGUGAGUUAUUAGCUCAGUUUUCAAGAACAGGGAUUGAGUUACAGUACAAUGUUUGAGACACAGUAGAGGUUGCUUUUUUUAAGGAUAAAAGUUAGUCCGAGAGAAGGGCCUGACAGGAAGUGAUUGUUGCCAUGAGAGGGGGUUCUGUGAGGCGGAAGGGAUGGGUCUGCAGAGAAGAGGCAGAGUAUCGAGGGUUGUUCGAGAGAGAUACUGUGUAGGCACGAGUGAGGCGUCUGUUUGAAAGCAUAGGGUCAGUUUAGGUAGGGACUGUGGAGGGCAGGGCGAAACUCUCUAUCUUAAAUGGGACUAAAAUGGUAGCAAGUUGGCACUGAGCAGGUUGAUAGAAACACUGAGUCCGGGUCGUCGGUAGGAGCCCAAAAGGGAGGGCACUACUUUACCUGAAUGCACACUUUCUGACGUGAAUCCUUCAAAGAUAAUUGGAAGUUAUUUGUCGCGCUUGAGGUUUGGGUAGCAUCUAAAAAAAAAUGCAGGAACAGAACAGAAGGGAAAUGCCACAGCAUACACCUGGAAGGGCACCUUGUGGACGAUUUUGUCGCCACUGUCCAUUUGUCUUCGAACCAGGUACACCGCAGACAUCACCACGCCAGCCGAAACGGGAUACCGGAACACUUAGAGAACCAAUAGGGCUGUGUGUGUUCGCUGCUUCUUUCAAUUUUGUUCCCCCAUGUAGCCAAUGAUACAAAAAUCUCCUUGUUCAUUUGUCCUCGUAUAGUCACAUCAGUACCGCUGGUGGGUUAGUGAAAGCCUUCCCCUCCCCCUUCCUCCAUGGUAUGCCAUAGUACCUGCAUUUGAAGUGAUUAUUCUUUUGUUGUUGUUGUUUUUUAACUUAACAUUAUCUUGAACUUUUUUUUGACAUGGCUGUAGUACAUGUUGUGUUUAUUUUUUAGAGAUUGUUGCAAUAAUUCUUGUGGAUGUUUUAUCAAGAGUGUGUGCGUUUUUAUUAUAUGUCAUUUCUAUUUUGUAACCUGGGGGUUGAUGUACAGUGAAAUGUAGUAUGAAGUGGAGGUGGGUGCACCUGUGUUAAAGUGUUGCAACACUGCUAGUGAUAGUAAGUGUGGAGUUGAUGAUAAUCCAAUGGGGCCCUUAUACUGUAGAUAGAUUGCCACAUUACCACAACUAGGUUCGAAAUACUUAAAUCUCUUCAAAACAAAUCUUUUGACGUGCCCCAGAGUGUCAUCCUGGUACUUUUUACCCCCACACUCCCCUUCACUUCCGAGUUGUGAGAUGUGAGAUGUGAUUUAAGUACGUUGCUGGUUACUUCAUUAUUUUCUGUUCUGUUGUUUUUCUUUUGAUUUGAUCUACUUUAUUUCCUCAAGCUCAAGCACACACGCAUAAGGGAGAAGAUUUUCCAUUGAAAUAUUUUCUGUUAUUAUGAAACAGACUACUGAAACAUUCCACGGUUGAGGGAAUUUGGCGUUACUCAUGCUACACUGCUGUGUCCGGUCCCCUCUCCUGUCAGCAGGGGGAUAGCAUUGUCACCCUAGGACUUUGUUUUUUUAUUUUUCGCUCUUCCCACCAAAGAAUUCUACAGAUCGAUCAUGUGCAGCACAGUAGAGUACAAGCAAUCCUCCACAGCGUUGCUAGAGCAGACAGGCAAUAACUCCUGGUCUAAUUUUUUUUACAAAUUAUUUGGACAACAUGUCGUUUUACCCCCAACAGGAGGAUUUAACAUACUUAAUACAGCACAGUGAAUUUCUUUACAAUCUACCUUCAUUUCUCCUCGCACUUGGCCCUGUUAAUAAUUAUCUAACCUCUCCAAAAUGUUAAGCCAGUUUUUGUUCUUUUGCAUUGUCGAUGUUGUAGCUUUAUUGGUGUUGUAUGAAAAUGAAUUUGUAAUCUGAAAGGUUUGUUUUUAAAUUAGCGUGCCAUGGAUUAGAAUGACCCAUAAAAAAAAAAAAUGAAUUAAUCAAAAAUGUACCAACUAUACCUUUAAAACCAUGGUCACCCGCACAAAAUGAAUGUAAUAUGUGACCUGCGGCAUCUGAAAUGGCUUUAGAUCUUUCUCAGUGGGUGGCCAUUCAUUUAAUUUCUACACCGUUUGUGGCCAUGCAUGAUGCAAUAAUUAUACAUCCAGCAAAAUCCCAUGUGAGAGAAAUAAUGUAAAAUUACCACUAUCCUCAUUAUUGGGGGGGAUAUCAAAUAAUCGCUAUUUUCUCAAAUGAAACCCAAUUUAAAGGAGCCCUAUAUGCGCGACGUUGUGGAAAAAUGACUUGAUAUGUAUGAUACGUUUGUCUAUUACUCUGUUUCACAUAACCAAUGUUUUGUGUUUUAUAAAAAACGGGAAUCAGAAAUGUGAGCUAUAACUUAGAUCGAGUGACCUUACAAUUACCAAAAUGUGCUUAAGUAGAGUGUAAAAAAUGUUUUUUGUGUUGUUGAGGUGAACAUAGCCUUCCCAGCUAGCGACUUUACUGUUAGAGUACUGCCUUCCAAAUAACCAACAAUACCUCCAAAGGUGACAAUACAAUUAGAAACAAGGCAGUGUCUCACUCUGGAUGAAGCCUGGCAUUCUCUGACAAAAUACACUCAAACUUCCAGCUUUGCUCCCGGUGAAACAUUCCUGAGAGCAUGAUGGCUCACAGUUCUACAAUGGUCUUCACACAAACUCCUCUAAGGUGACAAGAACUGAACACACAACGCUCUCGUUUAAUAUAAACCGUUGGCAUAGUUGCAGCUGCCUCCCAAGUGGUGAGGAUCAGGGGGAUUAACCAUGAUCUGAUGUUCUCUCUGUCACCAGAAAAUUCAUAAUCUAGCCACACAAGCAUUCUUAAAGCCCAUUCGGAUGAGAGUGUAUGUUUUUUUUUCUCUUAUUUGAGGAGAUCUGCUCCUUUUGCUGGCUAUUCCUUUGGGGGAAUUCAGGGUGAGGUGGUCAAGGUUUGAUGCCAUCACUGAUAGAGGCGAUUACAAUGUAAGAAUUUAAGAACCAAAUCUGAUUAAAAUGCAAUUGUUUUCCUAAUCUAAUUUGUGUAAAGCCCCACUUUAAAUCCUCUUUAAGUGCUGCCCUUUAAGAUCUUUGGUAUUUCUUUUAAUAACUGAAAUAUGUAGCUUUUCACAUAUGACUUUAAGAGGGAUUUCUAGCUUAAGAUAUUUAUUUUGUGGUAAAUGGGAUCUAAGCAGUAGACCAAAGCUACAUUCAAAGCUAGAUUUGCCUGUUUACACUAUACAAAUAUUGUUCUGAAACUAGCCUAGCUUUUCAAAGUCACAAUCCCUUUUGAUACAUUCUUUAAACUCUAAAUUAGAUAAGUUACAUUUCUCAUACACUGGUUAUUUCCAUUUUCUAAAGACCUAAGAGUGCAUCAAACCCUGACCCCCUUUGUGUCCAUUGCUGUAUGGUUUCUCAAUUGUGUAAAAUCUCAUUAUUUGUCGAUAAAGCUAAUGUGUGCUGCAGUAUUUCCUAGUAUACUUCUCUGAUAAUUGUCUUUGCUUAUUUACUUUUGUUUAUUGGGGUGUGAUGUCUGAUUAUUUCAAUCUGUUGAUGUAGCGUUCUAUGUAUACCCUGUUCCUUAGCCUAAUAUUAUUAAGUAUGUUAUGAGAAUGGAUAUUUUACUGGCUUUAUAGAAUGUUUAAAUAAAUAUAACAAUGACAAUAAGAAGAAGGAUUAAUUAAACCUCUUAACAAGUUGAGUACUUGCUACUAAGCGCUUGUGUUACCAUUAUGAUGUUGUGUGCUUCUCUUAAUCAUUUUCGUUGUAGAAAAAUUGAGUGAAUUUAUAUUAGGCUUCGAAAAAACUAAUGAUAGCAUUGUACAUUUUACGGGAGGAUUUUAACAGACAAACCGCUUCGUCAAAUAGAAGAAUAUAGUUAUUUUAAUUGUCCUCUUUACUAACUGUAGGGUGAGAAGGGGCUCGCGUUGUGGUGAACUAUGUUAUAGCUUGUUAUUCACUGUUACUUUUGAUCAUUUUUUCGGUCUCCGAGGUGAAUCGAGUUAUUAAUGAGAAUUUGUAUGCUCACAUAUGCAUAUUGUAUAUGUGUAGAAAUGUAAUCACACUUUGUCUUGGAUUUACAUUAAACUGUUAAGUCACGGCA
Messenger RNA from Notothenia coriiceps (black rockcod), 7174 nucleotides. RefSeq names its product homeodomain-interacting protein kinase 2-like. The record is from RefSeq and is a predicted model, not a curated record. Bases 1 to 1740 code for a protein of 579 amino acids. The transcript has 7 exons. NCBI's taxonomy places the organism in Eukaryota, Metazoa, Chordata, Actinopteri, Perciformes, Nototheniidae.